This is a messenger RNA of Enterobius vermicularis (human pinworm), 291 nucleotides long. The record is from the annotation of a GenBank genome assembly. NCBI's taxonomy places the organism in Eukaryota, Metazoa, Nematoda, Chromadorea, Rhabditida, Oxyuridae.
AUGGAGACUCGUAGGGACAAUGCUCUCGAUCGGGCCGACGCUGCUGAGGAAAAAGUACGACAAAUGACUGAUAAGUUGGAAAGGAUUGAGGAGGAAUUACGUGACACCCAAAAGAAGAUGAUGCAAACCGAAAAUGACUUGGAUAAAGCUCAGGAAGAUUUGUCGGCAGCUAACACGCAACUUGAAGACAAAGAGAAGAAAGUCCAGGAGGUUGGUGAUCUGAUCGCCUUCAAAAAUCCUGCAGUUGUUAAGUGUAGAGAAAAAACGGAAGUGCAUCAUUUUUCAGAAUGA